AUGUCGCCUUUUCUCGCUUUGGUGUUGGUGGCGUUCGUUCGCAAUGGAGCAGCUUAUGACGAGUACCAGGACUUAGAGGAUGAUCAAAGUAUUGAUGCUGAUUUCGACGAUCAGUACGAGUCGGAAGGUGAAGAUAUUAUUAUGACAAUGACACGAACCACGUCGGCGGAUCCCGAUACACGUUUCAGAAUUAAGAGAUUUGGAGACCACAGUUCAGGGGCACGGACAUUGAGUCAAGAUGAGAUCCGAGAUGUGAAAGGUGCACUCAAAGAGCUUCUAGCUGGUCAUCAAUUAGACCGUCUAACAGCGUACACCACAGAAAUCACCACCAACGAUGUUUUUUCUAUAAACGAAGAUUCUACAAAAGACUUCACAUUCACUAGCAUUACACAGAAAAUAGAAUUUCUAGACGCUACCGAGUUCUAUAAUGACGUAAUAGAAGAAAUAAUCGACAAUGCGAAGAGACAAGGACUUUUACGAACUGUUACGUUAAAUGAUAGAAAAACUGGAACAAGUACUAUAUUUAAAAGAGAAACAUCUGAGACAGAGUAUACGCAGUUAACGUACAGUAUUGUCAAGAAGCCUGAAAGAACGCCAGAGAUUUCAUUUGUCCCCGAAAAAGGAAGAGAUUUCCCAAAAGCAAGUCAAGCUAUCUUUCAAGGUUGGCCACAAACGACUGAAGAUAAAUUCGAAGUAACGGAAGAUAUUCCCAACAUGGAUAAAAAAUACCCUGACAUUUUUCGAGAUUUCACCGGAAUGCACCAAGAAAUACCUGAAUGGAUUAAAAAUUUCCCUCGAGAAGGUCAAAUUGUACUAAACAGAAGUAGAGGAACUUUCAGUGACGAUGACAAAAUUGAAGAUGUGACUGGUGAUGAUAACAUGUCAAUAAAAAAAAUUACAAUAAUUUUUAACGAUGAAAUGACGGAAAGUGACGAGGAAAAUAAUGGUAAUAAACAACCAAUGUAUAGCAGAAAAUUUGGUUUUACAAGAGAAGGUAAGAAUGAAAGUGAGGAUGCGGUUACGAGUGCGAGUAACAUUGAGGUGGCGAGUGCGAGUGCGAGUGUCGUUGAGGUGACGAGUGCGAGUGCGAGUGACGUUGAGGUUACGAGUGUUAGUGACAUAGAGGUUACGAACAAGGGUGCAGUUGAGGUUACGAGUGUGAGUAAUGCUGAAGUUGCUGUUGAGGUUACGAGUGCGAGUGACGGUGAGGUUACGAAUAAGGGUGCGGUUGAGGUUACUAGUGUGAGUGACGGUGAGGUUGCGGUAGAGUUUACGAGUUUGAGUGGCAGUGGGGUUACGAAUGAGGGUGCGGUUGAGGUUAUGAGUGCGAGUGAAGGUGCGGCUACGGAUAAUGUUGCGGUUGGAAUUACGAGUGCGAGUGACGUUGAAGUUACGACAGCGAAUGAGGGUGAACGUCAAGGUGAUGAUGAUGACGAUGACGAAGAGCAAAAUAUGUUCAAACGAACUACUACAUCUACAACUACAACCACAAUGAGAACAUUGAAGAUGGCUGAUCCACAUUACUACCCUUACCCUUACUCAUCAAUGUUGUAUCCGGAAACCACAACAAAACCGAAUACCACCACUACAUUAUGGAGGACAAGAAGACGAAAAACAACAACUCCUACAAUAACAACUUCUCAAAUACCACAAAUCGACAUUCCUCGUUUGGUUGAAAUUAUUGCAAACCUUACCAAUGAUUUCGAAUCUAACAUAACGGAUAUGUUCAAUAAGACCUUACAGAAAUACAAUAUACCGACUUGCCCUUCUAAUGAAAUAACGGAGCCACCGAUAUAUUAUGAACUAGCCAAUGCAACUGUUGUUGCGAAGUGCUUCGUAUGUGGAUUGAAUGAGCCGCAGAUACCUAUCGACUCAUUCUGUUCGGACGCAUUCGCCAUCGAUUUCAUACCACUUGUUCCGCUGAACCCCCAAUCAAGGGGACGUAUUGCGCGCUAUAGAAGAUACUGCCGCUACUUAGAUGUUGACAAUUUCUAUGAGAACGCGACGGAGCCUCGCUCGGUGUUUGGACGCUUUACCGGUGGUUGCUCAGUGCGUUGGAUCGACAUAAGCAGUGUAUACACACAGCGCGCUUGUCGUAACCGACGUCACGCCGUUAUCGGCAGACAUUUCGGGAGUAAACGCAUGGCCAAACUCGAAAUGGCGCUGCAUGUGAGUAGUACAUUAGCAGUUUCUAGGGGUCUACUACUUCACAUGAAGUUCUUUUACCAUUUUAAGUAA
This is a messenger RNA of Diatraea saccharalis (sugarcane borer), 2238 nucleotides long. The record is from the annotation of a GenBank genome assembly. NCBI's taxonomy places the organism in Eukaryota, Metazoa, Arthropoda, Insecta, Lepidoptera, Crambidae.